UUGAAUUUUUUGGUGAUGUGGAACGUGAAAUAAAUUUAACAAUUACUCUUUCACAAAAUAAUCGAAAAAUCCUUGCUAUCGAUUUUUUUGCUUGUUACAGUGAAUGGCAAUUUAAAAAGAAGAAACCCAAAAAUGAAUUUGGAAUUGCUAGAGUCCUUCGGCCAAAACUACCCCGAGGAGUUCGAUGGCUCCCUGGAUUGCAUAUCCCUGGCCGUGACCUGCGCCUUCAACAAAUACGGCACCUUGCUGGCCGUCGGCUGCAACGAUGGCCGGAUUGUUAUUUGGGAUUUCCUAACGCGCGGCAUUGCCAAAAUAAUUUCAGCACAUGUUCAUCCUGUGUGCAGUCUCAGUUGGACGAGAAAUGGUCAUAAGCUACUUUCGGCAUCAACAGACAAUAAUGUUUGCAUUUGGGAUGUGCUGACCGGCGAACUGGAGCAUAAAUAUCGCUUUCCCUCACCGGUACUCAAGGUGCAAUUCGAUCCACGUAACGAUAGUAGACUGUUGGUCUGUCCUAUGCGUUAUGCCGCCGUGCUGGUCAAGAUUGGCGGCUCACAUCGAUGUCUUCCCCUGGAUUCUGAUGGAGAUCUCAAUAUAGUGGCGUCAUUUGAUCGGCGUGGCAAACACAUUUACACUGGCAAUGCCAAGGGCAAGAUUCUAGUGCUGGACGUGGAGACAUUUGAAGUGGUUGCCAGUUUUCGUAUUAUCGUUGGUACUUCAAGUGCAACGGCAGUUAAAAGCAUUGAAUUUGCCAGGCGAGGAGAUGCCUUCCUUAUAAAUACCUCCGAUCGUGUGAUCCGCGUCUAUGACUCAAAGGAGAUCAUUGCGCUUGGCAAGGAUGGCGAGCCGGAGCCCAUACAAAAGUUGCAGGAUUUGGUCAACAAAACCACGUGGAAAAAAUGCUGUUUCUCUGGAGACGGAGAAUACAUUUGUGCAGGCAGCGCACGGCAACAUGCGCUCUACAUUUGGGAAAAAUCCAUUGGCAAUCUUGUCAAGAUUCUGCACGGUACAAAGGGAGAGCUGCUGCUAGACGUUGUCUGGCAUCCGGUGCGUCCUAUUAUAGCCAGUAUUAGUUCAGGCUUGGUUUCGAUUUGGGCACAAAAUCAAGUGGAAAACUGGUCGGCAUUUGCGCCCGACUUCAAAGAGCUGGACGAGAAUGUGGAAUACGAGGAGCGUGAAUCCGAAUUUGAUAUUGCGGAUGAAGACAAAUCAGUGGACUUGAAUGCCGAUGCGCAACAGGACGAGGAGAUCGAAGUUGAUGUACAAAAAGUGGAACCCGUGGCAGCAUUUUGCUCUUCUGACGAGGAGGGCGAAGAUGAGAAUGCUUUGCAAUUCUUACCCAUGGCACCAGAGGUGGAGGAUCCCGAGGAUUGGUCGGCGCAAGAUAAUCUCGAGCCCAAUGCAAAUUUGUUGGGCAACGAGUCGCGUGAUUAUGAAGAUGAUAUUAUGGCCACCAAGCGAAGACGUUUGCAGCACUAUGAUGUCAGUUUACCUGACGCGCCCACCGAUGAAACUCACCCGCUCAUCUCUAGCAAAGCCAGCAAAGACAAACAACAGCCAAUUGGUGGCAAAAAGGCAGCGGGCCGAGCCAAGAAAUGAGCUUGGCUAGCUGGCGUCGCUUCAAUUAUUUUUAUUAAUUACAAUUUAAGUUAUGACAUUUAAUAAAUCGCGCUUAAGUCCUACUCGGAUUCCUCACUUGACCGGCAAAGAGCAGCAGACUCGUCGACUUCUCCACGAUCAUGUAUUGGAAUGGUCUAUCCAGCUGGAAUUUUGGUGGCGAUGCUUUGUUGGACAGCACAGCCGAAGUUACAGCUGCGGCCGUGGUGCCCUGUUCAUCUACAAUGAUCUUGGUGGCAUGCACACAGUAUGAGGUGUACAAACCUUCGGCCAUACGACUGAGAUUGGAGUCCUUCUGAUCGAAAACGUCACGUAUGCCCAUCUGGAAUAUGUAACAAGCAUUUAGUGGACAUUUAUAUGGUCCUUCAUGUAUUCCACGCACCUCUGUGAGAAUUUGCUUCAAGUUGAAGUCUGUUUGCGUGGUAAACUUGGGCAGCAGCACCUCCACUUCGUUGUCUUCGCUAGCCUCGCGUCUAAACUUGGCAAUGCGUUGCAGAAUCGGUGCCAGACCCAGAUUCUUCAGAUUGGCAGAGAUGUCGCUUAACUUGAAGCCACGCUUCGGGAGCACAACAAUCAUGGACAGACGAUCCUGUGUACCGUAUGGCAGCUCAAGCACAUAACCAUCCAGGCCUUGAAUGUUGG
This is a messenger RNA of Drosophila sulfurigaster albostrigata, 2256 nucleotides long. RefSeq names its product retinoblastoma-binding protein 5 homolog (gene Rbbp5). NCBI's taxonomy places the organism in Eukaryota, Metazoa, Arthropoda, Insecta, Diptera, Drosophilidae. Bases 133 to 1596 code for a protein of 487 amino acids. Gene Ontology annotation, cellular component: Set1C/COMPASS complex. The record is from RefSeq and is a predicted model, not a curated record. Gene Ontology annotation, molecular function: protein binding. The transcript is spliced from 7 exons.